CACUUUCAAACAGGCUCCCUGGUCGAAACUGUGGACAGGAACCUUGGACCUUGUUGGGUGUUGCGCUCAGACGCACGCACGCGCCCGCGCACCCACGCGUAGGCAGGAUGUGACAUUUAUGGCCGUUGCGGUGUUGUUCCGAGCGCUCGUGACGGCGCCAAGGCCGGUGUGUCCACUUAUGGUCAAUGACGUCACGGAUCCCCUUAAAAAGCCGCGCAAGAUUUCACGAGUGGCGCUUUUUCAUGUGCCGUCGCGAUGAGCUCUUUAAUGGGCUCCCUGGAGCGCGUGUCGGCCUUUGUCGUCAAACAAGAAGAUGAAGAAAGGCAAGACGCGCAAAGCAAAGCGCAAGACCAUGAAGCCGGUGAGCGUCCCGUCGCGCACUACGUGGCAACUUUCCGCGCGCUCCCCGUGCAGUUGGGGGUGGACGCAGGACGAGCGUGGAGUGACGUGGUGGGCGUGGUCAGCGCGGACGUCGCCUCACCUGCAGCGUCGGACGACGUCAUGGCGCACGGCCAGCCUGACGUCAGCCACAUGUACGCGCCUCCCUACACGCACGCGCACACCCACCUACACCCGGCCCCGCCCUCGUCGUACUCCUGCAGCGGUGACGUGUACCAGGACCCGUCCAAUGGGGGCUACCUGGCAACGUCCACCUGCGGCGCGGUGACCUAUCACGCGGCGCCGGCCUACAACUCGGUGCCAAAAGCCCCGCUGGUAGCGGACUACGGCGUGGGGGGGUUGUACCCCACCCAGACGACCUUCCCGGACCGGAAAUCGGUGACGGCGUAUGCUUUGGACUCGCUCCGUGUGGCCCCGCCCCUCACCCCACUCAACACCAUCCGCAAUUUCACUCUGGGCGCGGCCCCGCCGCCACCGCCACCCCCGAUAACGACGCCGAUGACGACUGCCGCCGCCAGCGAGGGCUCGCUCAGCGCCGCCGCCUUUCCGACCCACCACAAUCUACCGCUCAGGCCGAUCCUGCGCCCGCGCAAGUACCCGUGUCGGCCCAGCAAGACGCCCGUGCACCAGCGGCCGUACGCGUGCCCGGCCGAGGGCUGCGAGCGGCGCUUUUCGCGCUCGGACGAGCUGAGCCGCCACCUGCGCAUCCACACGGGCCUCAAGCCCUUCCAGUGCCGCAUCUGUAUGCGCGCCUUCGGCCGCAGCGACCACCUGACCACGCACGUGCGCACGCACACCGGAGAGAAGCCCUUCUCCUGCGACACCUGUGGCAGGAAGUUCGCGCGCAGCGACGAGCGGCGGCGCCACGUUAACGUGCACCUGAGGGCCAAAAGCAGCAAAGGCUCCGCCCUCUGAGGUCACCGACACCGUCACCGACGGAGGGUGCCGACAUCUCAGGGAGUCGACGGCACGCACGGCACGGCCAGCCGCCUGAACGUUGCAAACGCAUCUUGGGCUCGCCUCCAUUGUCCGCCCGACGCGUUUUAAUUACAUUUUCGAUUGUGUGAAUUGAUGAUAUCUGUAACUCCCCAGUUUGGGAUUCAUGAUUCUGUGUGAAAAGCGACCAUCUGCAGUGAUGACACGUCCGAAUCCAAUUGUAGAUAUCUCAAAUUUGACUUACGAUAUAUCUGGUACGUGAAUUAGGGAUAUCCGCAGCAAAAUUACAGCUGAAAGUAGAGUUUCAGAUAUCAACAAUUCUGUUGCCACAUCUGCAAAUGAAUGACAACUGGUGGUGAAAGAAAUGAUAGCACUGGUAUGCUAAUUAUGGAUAGGAAGACUGUAGUUUUUGACAUCUCAAAUCUUUUUGAUUUGGCAAAAGUCAACAUUGACAUUUCCAGUCUGUGUGUAAAUGUUCUGAAGGCCUGGCGUAGAACAACAACACAAAACAAGCUCGCACGAAUUGGUUUGUGACGUCACCAUCAGCUGCAUUAUCGGAAUUGUUU
Molecule: messenger RNA, 1901 nt
Organism: Hippocampus comes (tiger tail seahorse)
Lineage: Eukaryota; Metazoa; Chordata; Actinopteri; Syngnathiformes; Syngnathidae
Product: E3 SUMO-protein ligase EGR2-like
Exons: 3
Coding region: 256-1314 (352 amino acids)
Biological process (GO): regulation of transcription by RNA polymerase II
Molecular function (GO): RNA polymerase II cis-regulatory region sequence-specific DNA binding; DNA-binding transcription factor activity, RNA polymerase II-specific
Source: RefSeq, a predicted model, not a curated record